AUGGCUGGUCUAGAGAUUCCGGGUGAAUUAUUGCGCCAUGCCAUUCUUGAUACAGUUGUGCCUCAUGCUCCGAUACUCGAUUUUGAGAGCGCUUUGAGUUCGGCCCUAAAGGACGGAGCUGAUGAUCUCUCCUCUAUCCUCUCGUCAAUCCCUCAACGGUCUCUAUUGUUCUUUGAAACGAUCCUAAAACACCACCUGCCACGCCUCGAAGUCAAGCUUGAUGUCUUUGCCGUCGAUCCAGCAGAAUCAGUUGGUGAGAAUCUAACACCAACUCGUGAUUUAAUCUUUUCGGGAAUUGUUGGAGGAGAUCGGGACCCCCUGGUGGUCUUCAAUGAAUUCGAAGCCGAUGAAGGCAAGGGGAAUCAUGUAUAUUUGAUUUGGAACAUUGAAACUAUACUGCGGCGUCCCCGUAUUCGAAUCCAACACCCCUCUCUCUUGUUCAUUGCCUCUGUCAGUCUUAAUCCAGCUGACGCUCGCCGCCAAGAGGACUCGGAGGAUGACUAUCUCCCUUCAUUAGUUCCUGCAUCGACCAAUAUGCUGCAAUCUCUAUCAACCGACAAAACCUUCAGCCAUAAAGAGCCUUUCCUGCCUGCUUCCAGACUAUUGAGGGUUAUACCGACGACACAUAACGAGGCCCCGGUUUACAAUAUUCAGCAACAACAUGGUCAUCCAUUUCGUGUUGUGCCCGCCGCAAGUGCAAGGAUUCGGUACUCUCGGCUGAGUUCUUACACUGCUAUUCCCAUGACUGUCGCCAGUCUUGACUUUGAAGUCACCCCUUAUCUGGCUUGCGAGGUCUCCUUUGACAAAGCGAAGCUUCACCUGUCCGAUGGAACGAUUGAGUCGCUGUCAGAUACACCGGGCCUGACUCUUCCUAUUACGUGCCGUCCGCGAGACGACGUGACUCUCAUGUAUAAACUUACACCGGAGUAUGGCCCAGAGACUAACCCAUCAUCUACCGCCUUGGUUAGCACGCUGGACAUAUCUCUUGAGGCAACAAUUCUUGUGGAUGAUGAUUGCAAGCCACGUAUUUCUAUGCAAUGGAAAGCCAACGUCGACUUUUCAGUCGCCCUCAAUCCGACUUAUGGGGGGCCCAGUCCAGCGCUGCAAAGGGCCAACCGCCCUGCUAGUCUAUCAGUGUCAACUCAAGUGGGUGUAGCUCCUUCCCAUCGAAGCUCAUUACGAGAACGAGCAUAUUCGGUAACAGAUGUUGGUAUCACAAUCUCCUUCUCCGGACCUGUUCGUGUGCAAGUGGGCUCUGUCUUCUCUUGGGAUAUUUUCAUUGUCAAUCGAUCAAGCAUUCCUCGCAAGUUUGCGUUAAUUGCCAUUCCCAGGCGGAAACGCUUAGACCCACGAGGACAGGUUGCUCGGCCUUCAUCGUCAUCUAGUACUAGCCGCAAAGAGGACCAAGUGGCCGAGGCGGUGGCUGACGACAACGUCGUGCAUGCGAGGCAAAAAAGUGUAGCUGGUCAGGAAGCACAACUGAUCAGCCUAAGCACGGACAUUCGUGUGGGCCCCCUCCUUCCAGGAACUUGCCACUCGACCGAACUCAAACUCCUGCCUCUAGCCACGGGCCCACUCCAUUUGGAGGCAAUCCGGCUUAUAGAUGUGAACACGAACGAAACGACCGAUAUCCGAGAUCUUCCGGACAUUUUGGCGGAUGAUCAGCCUCGCUCUAGUUAA
Molecule: messenger RNA, 1680 nt
Organism: Penicillium digitatum Pd1
Lineage: Eukaryota; Fungi; Ascomycota; Eurotiomycetes; Eurotiales; Aspergillaceae
Source: RefSeq, a predicted model, not a curated record